CGUCAGGGGACGUGCCCUCUAUAUGAGGCUGCGGAGCGGCGGAAGCGGCCUUUUCCGCCCGCGCCCCCUCCCCCCCGUCGGCCGCUGCGGCUCGCUCCGAGCUCCCCAGCGCUCCUCGCCCAGCCCGGCCGCCAUCAUGAUCAUCUACCGAGACCUCAUCAGCCGUGACGAGAUGUUCUCCGACAUCUACAAGAUCACGGAAAUCGCGGACGGCCUGUGCCUGGAGGUGGAGGGGAAGAUGGUCAGUCGGACAGAGUUGUCAGUCGACGACUCGCUCAUUGGUGGCAAUGCCUCCGCCGAAGGUCCCGAGGGCGAAGGAACCGAAAACACAGUGAUCUCCGGUGUUGACAUCGUCAUGAACCAUCGCUUGCAGGAAACCACUUUCACCAAGGAAGCUUACAAGAAGUACAUCAAAGAUUACAUGAAAUCAAUUAAAGGCAAACUUGAAGAACAGAAACCAGAAAGAGUAAAACCCUUUAUGACUGGGGCUGCAGAACAAAUCAAGCACAUCCUUGCUAAUUUCAAAAACUACCAGUUCUUUAUUGGAGAGAACAUGAAUCCAGAUGGUAUGGUUGCUCUGCUGGACUACCGUGAGGAUGGUGUGACCCCAUAUAUGAUUUUCUUUAAAGAUGGUUUAGAAAUGGAAAAAUGUUAAUAAAUUCGGCAGUUAAUUUGGAUCUAUCACCUGUCAUCACUACUGGCUGCUGCUUUUUAUCCACACACCAAGACAGACAACAGGAACCGAUGUCAUCUCGAGCACUUCAUUUAUUUUGACCUUGAUUUAUUUGGAGUGGAGGCAUUGUUUUUUAAGAGAAAAAACAUGUCUUGUAGGUUGUCUUAAAAAUUAAAGUCAUUUAAAUU
Molecule: messenger RNA, 861 nt
Organism: Suncus etruscus (white-toothed pygmy shrew)
Lineage: Eukaryota; Metazoa; Chordata; Mammalia; Eulipotyphla; Soricidae
Product: translationally-controlled tumor protein-like
Exons: 6
Coding region: 23-655 (210 amino acids)
Cellular component (GO): cytoplasm
Molecular function (GO): calcium ion binding
Source: RefSeq, a predicted model, not a curated record